Melampsora larici-populina 98AG31 is the source of this 2625-nucleotide messenger RNA. RefSeq lists its product as uncharacterized. The transcript has 7 exons. The record is from RefSeq and is a predicted model, not a curated record. The coding region runs from base 1 to 2625 and encodes 874 amino acids. NCBI's taxonomy places the organism in Eukaryota, Fungi, Basidiomycota, Pucciniomycetes, Pucciniales, Melampsoraceae.
AUGGGACAAGCCACAUCGCACUAUGAAGCCAGCAUCACAACAGAUGAUAGUCCAGUUGAUUGCUCAAUUGAUUCGCCUCAAAAGAGCCAAAAUACACACACGACCAGCCUUUCAAUUUAUGAUGAGGAUUUAUCAUCGUCAAAGCCUUGUUUUGAGGAAGGAAACCCGAUUUAUACUCCAUCUAAACAUAAUCUUCCGUUGAGCGCUUCUUCUUACAACAUAUCCUCAUUUUCGUCUUUCAGAGAAGACAAGUUAGACAUCUUUCAAACACCUCGAAAGCUAUUCUCACGAGCCUAUACAUUGUCACCUACUUUUUCACCGCCAUCUACACCUCCAGCCACGAUGUCUUCUCCUGAUGUAACUCCUGCGAAGUCAGCGCAGGUCAAAAAUAACCGCCGGCCCAAUCUACGACUACCUACCAAUAAAAGUUUGUUCAAAACUUUUAUUGACCACGGAUGUGAAGUCGACGAGCAAGACUAUCCAAUAUUCCCCAACGGCUGCACUGUAUAUGUCAAUGACCCUGAAUACCCAGCCAAAAACUUCCGCUUUGUUGGUUGGACUCACACCAUGCGAACCGAAACUACAAAGAAAUCAGACUGGAUAGUUCGAAGAUAUUAUUGUUUGGGAGUUAUCAAAUGCUCCGAGGAAGGAUGUGCUUUGGCUGCCUCCCCACCCACAGGCCCAAAUAAGAUUGCAGAAUCACUUACCGCUUGUCCUAUAUCAACUUGCGAUGGCCUUCAAACACAUAUCAAGUGUGAUGCCGUUUGUCGGUUUGAUGCGGAGCUAGAUAAAAAUGGUGAGGAAGGGUGGGGUUUGCUUCGACAUCAAGGUACUCAUCAACAUGAGUGGGCUGAGUCGAAGAAAGCGGAUCCGAUCUCGAAGGAAAAACUUAAGGAAAAGGUGCUCAAUGACCCUAAAACCGGACCUUUAGGCAUGAAGGUUGGACAGGCGCACACAAGAAAGGACCCCAUUGAAUCAGUGACAGAUAUUCACACGUCUUUUGGCCAUGCCGACCGCCUAGGAUACUUGCGACGGGUCUUCCUAAGACAGGCGGGCAUUAUGACCAACUCUCGAGACCCCGAAUCCGGUGACAAGUGGCUUCAGUCCAUGAUGGACUGGUCCAAGAAAGGCCUGCGUGUGGUUUCUUCGUCUAUUGCCGGGGAAGAAGCUCACAUCUCAUUCCAAACUGGUUGGAUGGCGGAUGUGUUGGUUGAACCUGACAAGAGAUCAACUACUUACACUGGUGGCUUACUCUCGGACGUAACUUACCGGUUUUUCAAAAUGGGAUACUUAUUAACUACUUCGAAGUACUGCGAAACAAUCAAACGCUGGGUACCAGUCCUUUUCUCGUGGCUCGGUGGUCUCCAGGCAGAACAUUACAAAAUUCAUUUCAAGAACUUGCUACAACAGAUUCAAAAAACGAAAAUGACCGACAAGGAGAAGGGAAUGAUGGUAGAACAAGUUGUGGAUUUCUCACUAGCUCAGAAAGUCGGUUUCCAAGAUGCUUACAUGGAGGUAUUCAAAUGUAAUGAUAAGAAUGUGGCGUUGGCGAAAUUGCAUGGCUGCGAAUGGCAUUACCUCCAAGCUGUUGCGCGUCUGAAGAAGAAUAGUAAGAUUGUGAAACCACAACAAAAGGGCACUUGGGAGAAGAAAUGCAAAGCAUUACUCCUCCCAGACGGACCCGGUGUCGACGACCUUGAUACCCGUUUUGAGGAGUUAUGGCGGAUUUUCCCAUUAGCCAAGAGGUGGCUAGAGUGGUGGAGUUGCUCCGACAUUCAAGCUAUGCUAUUUCCCGCAAGAAAGCGGAUGCCACUCGACGAUCCUCCCUUACCAGAGGAAGAUAGUGAUGCUGACGAAGACGACGAUGACAAAGAAACCAUUCGAAGACGCCCGGAGUUGCCUGCGACUACCAAUGGACAGGAAUCUAUGCAUCGUGUCUAUUAUCUCUUGUGCAAAGGCAAAUGUCCAGUCAUACCUGGCAUUAUCCAACUUAUAGCCUUCGCCCAGUGUAUGGAAAAGGAUUACCAGCAGGUAAAAAAGGGUAUUUCCAUUACCUACGGUGGACAAUCCGAGAAAACCUGGCAAGAUCUUGUGAAGGCAAUAGGAAUGGCUCCCCCAACCAAACGAAAGUUUACCCGCAACAAUGGCCGCGCUCCUGACACCACUGAAGAGCUUCUGGGAACACGAAAAAGCACCAAACCACCCAAACUCGGUCGACCUGUUGGAUCCCAGAAUAUCAACCGCAAUCCACUCACGACUUACCAGUCUUAUUCUUCUGGAACUACUGAGGGUACCCGAAACUGGUGUUGGCAAACGGCUACUCUGGAAACUCUUUACGCCUUGUUCAGCCCAACUUGGAGUCAAUUCUUGACGGUAAACAGCACAAACUUGGUCAACGAACUCAUCCGGCAUUUCACCGCACGAUGUAAAGUGGAAAUCAAUGUUUGCAUCCGCCGACGGAUUUAUGGAGUAUUUACUUGCCAAUGUGGAAGACAACCAUUCAUCACUUCGACCUCUGUUCGAACACACCAGGAUCAAAUCCAUAACAUGUCUUCGAAAUUCCAAACAUUCCAGUGUCAGUACUCGACGUGGCGCUGUACUAAGUUUGACGCCAAAGACUUUUAA